GGCCAAGGAGGACAUAGGCAACAUUUGGUCUAAGCACGCCGGUCAGCUCAGUUGAGUCAGCUGACCGUCAGUUAUGGCUAGUGGUGUGGAAGAUGCGCCGGUGGACGCCCUGGGCGCGGGGGAUGGGCCUGAAGAGACGGCGGCGGCCGAAGCCGCAGCGGCCGCUGCGUACGCUGCCCUGACCACUUUGCGCUCCUCGCCACUAGCUCGGCGCGCUCUCGAGGAAAUGAGUAGCGGAGAGUGGCAAGCGGCGGUUGAGAGCCUGAAACGAUUGGCGGCCGAGGCCACCAUGGAAGACCCGUGUUUGUUGCUCAAUUGGUGUGUGGCUAAGUUUAGGGCCGGCCUGCUCACCUUGCCCACCUUCUACCAGACCCUGAUCAACUUGUAUCAAUCGGUUUGUAAAUCGGCGGAUUAUGAAGUGAGCGACCAUGUGCCGUUGUUGUAUAACUUGGCUUGGGCCGCCCUUCAUGUGCGGAAGCCUUAUUUGGCCUAUCGACUCUUGGAUCAGAUAUUUCGUUGUAUGCGCGAGAGCUCGCCCGCCACGCCCACCAAACUCCAGGAGGAACAACUGAAUAAAAAUGUGGUCCCACUACUAUUGAUCGUGCUGCAGAUGUGUCGCAUUCCCAGUUUGAUCCAAAACAUCCUGGCUCAAAUUCCUGAACCGGAUUCUCCUGUUCGUAGCAAACUGGCGCCUUUGGCUUUGGAAUCUCAUCAUCGAAUGCUAGCCAAGGCCUCAGCUUUGGUCUUCACACGCCAGAACAAGACCUUCAAACGAGAUCUGAAACCCAAUUGCAUCGAGAGCGGGCCCAAUGCCGAUAGCUUUGAAUUCCUCAGAGCCAAUAUUGAAUAUCUUCGGGGCAAUCAAAGAAAGGCUCAGAAGUUGUUAUCCAACAUCGAAUCGAAAGGACCCCUCUCACCACGGCUUUUGCCGGUCUUCCAAAACAAUAUGGGCUGUGUCUACCUCAUGAACGGGAAUCCGUGCUCGGCCGCUUUGGCCUUCCGCAAUGCUUACACCACACUCACCAAUGACUUGCCGCAGAUCGAAAAAGAGUUCCCUCACGAUUCCCUGCUCGUGGACAAACGCCUGGAGAUCCUCUACAAUUGGGGCCUGUCUUGUCUUUUCCGUGGUGACUAUGGGCGGGCCAUGAGCAGUUUUAAGGCAACUGCGCCGGUCAUGGACAAGAGUCCUCACUACCAUCUGCGAGUGGCCGAGUGUAUUAUUGCUGCUAAUGCUCCGCGUUCAUCUCACUUUGAAAUGAUGAAAGGCCGUGGUGGGGGUCAUCCGGCUUUGGAACGCCCGGAAUGGGAGGAGCCCCUAGUAGAUCGAGGGGUCAACCUGAAUGUCCUGGGUCCAAUGUUCCACGAGACUUUUAUCUUGGAAAAUGUUCCCGGAUCUGAGGGUCAUGCUCAAAAGAAGGAAUUGGAAGUAAGCUAUCCACAAUUCAAUUGGAACUAUGCUGAAGCCCGUGCCAAUUUGUACGAGGCCAUGGCUUGUCUGGACGACUAUCAAUCGUCGCCAGUGAAGUCGGUCUUCAAGGGCGGACCCAUCACCUCUCGCCAUCAAAUCCUCCGGGCUCAUAUUCUGGCCAAGCAGUGCUACGUGGACUUGCAAUUGGAAGAUCCCUACAACUGUCUUGAUCGAGCCAAUCAGUUAUUCGAAUUGUCCUCGGCCUUGUCCCCGGCCUUGAAGACGGUUGGGCGGCUAUAUCUGGCUCAAAGUAAGGCCAUGAUGGGGAACCUCGAUGGUGCCUUCGCCGAUCUUGAGCCGGAAAAGGCCAUGCGCGAAGUCGUGAAAAGUGACGACGACAACCCAUCCGACAAGGACAAGGUGGCAGCCCAAUCCGAGGUCGGACCUUUGAAGGUCAUGUUCGAAUACAAUUUGAUGGUCGCCUGGCUACGAAAGGAAGACUUUGCCAAGGCCGAGACCUUGAUCGACCGUCAUCUUCAUUGGAAGGCCAAAAACAGCCAUAAAGUGCAGUUGUUAGGCCCGCAGUGGGUCAUGGCCAAGGCCUUUGUCUUGUUAAAGCAAGGCCAAAAGGCCAAAUGUCGGGAGUUCAUCUUCAAACAUUGUAACGUCUCGUCGAGCUUGUUGUGUUGCGAACUUGCCGCUGCCAACAACGCCAAGAAGUGAACCUGAAUCCAGCCAGCCAGCAGGCCGGCCACAUAAUAAUAACAACAACAACAACAACCACAACAACAAAAAGGUUGAUUAAAUGAAUGAAUGAACGGUCAUUUGAGGAAUACAUUGGGACAAACGUG
Tigriopus californicus is the source of this 2259-nucleotide messenger RNA. RefSeq names its product CCR4-NOT transcription complex subunit 10-like. The record is from RefSeq and is a predicted model, not a curated record. Gene Ontology annotation, cellular component: CCR4-NOT complex. Lineage: Eukaryota; Metazoa; Arthropoda; Copepoda; Harpacticoida; Harpacticidae. Gene Ontology annotation, biological process: mRNA catabolic process; negative regulation of translation. Gene Ontology annotation, molecular function: protein binding.